This is a messenger RNA of Blepharisma stoltei, 651 nucleotides long. The record is from the annotation of a GenBank genome assembly. NCBI's taxonomy places the organism in Eukaryota, Ciliophora, Heterotrichea, Heterotrichida, Blepharismidae.
AUGGAAAACAUUUCAAACACAAAAGGAGUUUUUUCUCCUAUUGAAAUCAUAUCAGCAUCAAACUUACUGAAAAAGCAGCGACGAAACUUAAAAGUUAUGCUUUCUCGAUUUUAUUACUCGAAAAUAAGCAAAAUUUUGUAUUUGUUUUUCAUCAUGUUGACUGUCUGACUCCUCGCAGGGAUUAUAUUUGGCUUAAGCCAACUAUACUUUGCAAUCGCUGUCAUUUUAUUAGUAUUGAUGCUUAUUCUUGCGAUUUUUGAAGUAGUUUAUAGGGUUUUUAUGGAAGGAAACGUAACUUUCUUCAGCGAAAAGUGAAACAUUGCUGACGUUACUUGUUUAAGCAUCAGCUGCUUAAUUUGUUGUAUAUCUUUUGGGAUAGCAGGGUUAAUUAGCUAUGCAGGAGAAAUUUUGGCUGUUUUGAUAAAUUUGGUUAGGCUUUUGUUGAUUUAUUUUAAAUUGCUGAGGAUGCUUAAUAGGAUGAAAAACACAGAAAUUUCAGUGAAUGAUUUAAAUGGUUAUGGAUAUAGCAAUGAAGUCCAAACGCCAACGUCUAAAGAUGUGUCAGAUAAAGAAAUAAAUGACCAGGAAAAGUAUAAUGAUGGCGUGUUUAAGUUUCAUGAGUCGUCGAGAACUGAUGAAUCUGAGGGCUAA